AUGAGUGAUUCUUUGACAAAAUUAUCAACUGAAUUAGAGUAUUUAAUUGAUAAAACAUGGAAUUUAUAUGUAACUGUUACUGAUUUUCAAGCACAAUCUCAACCUCGUGUUGAUCAAGUACUUAAUGAAAUUAUUGGUCUAUUAAAAGAUGUUGAUCAAAUGAAAGAUCAAUUUCAAGAUAUACAUAUUCCUGGACAAUUAUUAAAUUAUGUUGAUGAUCUUAAAAAUCCUCAACUGUUUACACGUGAUUGUUUACAACGUACACUUGAACGAAAUGAAGAAAUAAAUGGAAAAAAUGAAACACUUGCUAAAUUUGCUGAUACAUUAGCUGUUGAAUUAAGUUCACAAUUUCCUACACAAAUGGCUCAAUAUCGUUUAUGGAAAACAAAACAAUCUUCUAUUGAUCAUGAAUUAUAUAACAAUAUUCUCCAAGUUGUAGAACAAGUAUUAAAUGAAACACGAGCUGAUAAUACACAACAAGGUUCAACACAUUAUCAUGCUAGAAGUAUUCAACCUAAAUGGGCAAAAGUCCAGUAG
Molecule: messenger RNA, 537 nt
Organism: Rotaria sp. Silwood1
Lineage: Eukaryota; Metazoa; Rotifera; Eurotatoria; Philodinida; Philodinidae
Source: the annotation of a GenBank genome assembly